Molecule: messenger RNA, 492 nt
Organism: Mandrillus leucophaeus (drill)
Lineage: Eukaryota; Metazoa; Chordata; Mammalia; Primates; Cercopithecidae
Source: RefSeq, a predicted model, not a curated record
AUGGGGCCAGCCAGUAAAAUUCCACUACUCUCCGAAGCCGAUUGGGAGGCAAUUGAAAAACCCUGGGCUUUUUCCAGCCCCAGUGUAGUGGCAGGGACGGGAACUGUAAUUCCCCGCUCUCCCUGUGGAGAAUCAGGGCCUCCGGAUGGAUGGCCAAAGGCCGCACAGAGGUGCUCCUGUGACGAGGACGCCUCAGGAGGGAGUGAGAGCAGAAGGGAGCCCACCUGUGGUCAUCUCAGCAACAGCAGAAGAACCUGGGCUGCUGGGAGUGGCGUUGGAGAGAAACAGGUUGAUUUGGUAGUUAUUCUGCAGGUAGAAUGGACAGGCAAAUUCCGCGAGAUGCCCUGGGGCGCUGCUCAGGCUCAGGUCUUUCUGUGGCUUCUUCUUAGUCAGUCUGGCUCCAUUCCUCCAUGUCUGGCUCAUAUCACUCCCUACAUUCGGAGUCCAUUUUCUGAUGCCCUCUUUCAGCUCUUUGCCUGCACUCAUCUGUGA